Molecule: messenger RNA, 306 nt
Organism: Trypanosoma brucei brucei TREU927
Lineage: Eukaryota; Euglenozoa; Kinetoplastea; Trypanosomatida; Trypanosomatidae
Product: nascent polypeptide associated complex subunit alpha
Exons: 1
Coding region: 1-306 (101 amino acids)
Cellular component (GO): nascent polypeptide-associated complex; cytosol
Source: RefSeq, a predicted model, not a curated record
AUGCCCUCUAUUACUCAGGAGACGCUCCGCAGGCGCGCAGAAUUUGUUCGCACAGGAGGCCGCGGUUCAGUACGCCGUACCGUGAAGGUAGCACAUCGCAAUACCGGGGACGACAAGAAAGUGCAACAAGUGCUGAAACGCCUCAAUGUGUCACCCUUCAACGACGUGGACGAUGCCGUUCUGUAUCGUCAUGACGGUACUGCGUACUAUUUUGAGAAACCGAAGGUACAGGCAUCCAUGCAGUCGCAAUGCUUCGUCGUGAGCGGUGCGUACGAUGUGAAGGAGGCGAGCGAAGUGCCUUCAUAG